Molecule: messenger RNA, 2223 nt
Organism: Colletotrichum karsti
Lineage: Eukaryota; Fungi; Ascomycota; Sordariomycetes; Glomerellales; Glomerellaceae
Product: oligosaccharyl transferase stt3 subunit
Exons: 4
Coding region: 1-2223 (740 amino acids)
Biological process (GO): post-translational protein modification
Cellular component (GO): membrane
Molecular function (GO): dolichyl-diphosphooligosaccharide-protein glycotransferase activity
Source: RefSeq, a predicted model, not a curated record
AUGACGGCCCAACCUCUGGAAGCCCUCUCCGGAGGCAGCGCACAGAACACGAGAGCUCUUCUUAGAGUUAUUAUUCUGGGCUUGAUCGCAGCUGCCGCCAUUGCUAGCCGUCUUUUCUCCGUCAUUCUCGACCCCUGGUUCAACUUCAGAGCGACCAAAUAUCUUGUGGCCAAUGGAUUCUACAAGUUUUGGGAUUGGUUCGAUGACCGCACAUGGCAUCCUCUUGGUCGGGUUACUGGAGGAACUCUCUACCCUGGUCUCAUGGUGACCAGCGGCGCCAUCUACCACGCGCUUCGAGCUCUUACCGUCCCCGUCGAUAUCCGCAACAUCUGCGUCCUCCUUGCGCCCGCUUUCUCCGGCCUUACGGCUUACGCUGCCUAUCUUCUCACAAAUGAGAUGACCACCUCGCCCUCGGCCGGUCUCCUUGCCGCUGCCUUCAUGGGCAUUUCCCCCGGUUACAUCUCGAGAUCCGUUGCCGGCAGUUACGACAACGAGGCCAUCGCCAUUUUCCUUCUCGUCUUCACCUUCUACCUGUGGAUCAAGGCAUUGAAGCUGGGCUCCAUGCUUUGGGGAGCUCUUUGCGCCCUCUUCUACGGUUACAUGGUCGCCUCCUGGGGUGGUUAUGCCUUCAUCACCUGCAUGCUGCCUCUGCAUGCCUUGACCUUGGUCUGCAUGGGCCGUUACAGCACCCGCCUCUACGUCAGCUACACCACGUGGUAUGCCUUGGGUACUUUGGCCAGCAUGCAAAUUCCCUUCGUCGGCUUCUUGCCUGUUAAGACCAGCGAGCACAUGCCGGCUCUGGGUAUGUUCGGUUUCCUGCAGCUGAUUGCCUUCAUCGACUACGUGCGAAGCGCUAUUCCCAGCCGUCAGUUCCAGACCUUCCUCUACACCUUCCUGGCUGCGACUUUCGGCCUGGCGCUGGCUGGUCUGGUGGCCUUGACUUCCCUUGGCUACAUUGCUCCUUGGGGCGGUCGUUUCUACUCUCUGUGGGAUACUGGAUACGCCAAGAUCCACAUUCCCAUCAUCGCCUCCGUCUCUGAGCACCAGCCUACCGCGUGGCCUGCGUUCUUCUUCGACCUCAACCUGCUUAUCUGGCUCUUCCCUGCUGGUGUUUACCUCCUCUUCCAGGACCUCAAGGAUGAGCACGUUUUCGUCAUCGUCUAUGCGCUCUUUGGCAGCUACUUCGCUGGUGUGAUGGUGCGCUUGAUGCUCACCCUGACCCCCAUCGUGUGUGUCGCGGCUGCCAUCGCUGCUUCGCAGAUCCUGGAUACCUACAUGGUCGCCAAGUCUCCCAACCCCGAGGAGUACAAGGGCGAUGAGGCUGUCGAGGCGACUCCCAAGAAGGCCAAGCAGGGUGGACUCAAGUCGACCAGCAAGCCCCUUGUCGGCAUCUACACCUUCCUGUCCAAGGGUCUUGUUGUUGGUGGAAUGUCCAUCUUCCUCCUGCUGUUCGUCCUCCACUGCACCUGGGUUACCUCCAACGCCUACUCGUCGCCCUCCGUCGUUCUCGCUAGCAGAAUGCCCGACGGAAGCCAGCACAUCAUUGACGACUAUCGUGAGGCGUACCAGUGGCUGCGUCAGAACACCAAGGAGGACGCCAAGAUCAUGUCCUGGUGGGACUACGGCUACCAGAUUGGUGGCAUGGCUGACCGCCCUACUCUGGUCGACAACAACACCUGGAACAACACCCACAUUGCCACCGUUGGUAAGGCGAUGAGCUCCCGCGAAGAGGUCAGCUACCCCAUCAUGCGCCAGCAUGAGGUUGACUACGUGCUCGUCGUCUUUGGCGGUCUCUUGGGCUACUCAGGAGAUGACAUCAACAAGUUCUUGUGGAUGGUCCGUAUUGCUGAGGGUAUUUGGCCUGAGGAGGUUCAGGAGCGCAAGUUCUUCACGCCCCGCGGCGAGUACAGAGUUGACGAUGGCGCCACCGAGACCAUGAAGAACAGCUUGAUGUACAAGAUGUCCUACUACAACUACAACUCGCUCUUCCCUCAGGGCCAGGCCCAGGACCGUGUCCGUGGUGUUCGCCUUCCUGACGUUGGACCCACCCUCAACACCUUGGAUGAGGCUUUCACCAGUGAGAACUGGAUCAUCCGUAUCUACAAGGUCAAGGACCUUGACAACGUCGGCCGUGACCAUGCCGCUGUUGCUGCCUUUGAGAGAGGCCAGAAGAAGAAGGCGCUGAAGAAGAAGCGCGGCCCCAGAGUCCUCAGAGUGGACUAA